GUCUUCUUUCACGACCCGGCGCCCUAGAAGCCUGUCUGCACACCCCCUUUCUCCCGCAAGCCCUCCCACGCCUACCUCCUCCUGGGUGCCAGCCGCCUGCCUCUCUCCCUUCCAGCUUUGCUCCUACCGUCCCCGCCGCCACCCUUGCGGGUUCCCAUUCUGUCCCCGUGCUCGUACGGCGCGAUUGCAGCCGGAAUCGGAGCUUUGUGAUCCCCCUUCUUCCAGCUGUCCCGAGCCUGCGGUGUCCAGGACAGGUUCCGGGUUGGAGGUGAAGCCAUGAAGAGCAAGUAGAACAGACAAUAAUGCUUUACCGUAAUCGCUUCUUGGUGCUGCUGGCCCUGGCUGGGCUGCUGGCCUUCCUGAGCCUCAGCCUGCAGUUCUUCCACCUCAUCCCAGUGUCCACAACCAAGGAUGGCGGGGGCAGCAAGAGCCGGAAGAGGAUCAUGCCGGACCCGGUGACGGAGCCACCCACAGUAGACCCGGUGUAUGAAGCGCUUCUCUACUGCAACAUUCCGAGUGUAGCCGAGCACAGCAUGGAAGGUCACGCCCCGCACCAUUAUAAGCUGGUCUCGGUUCAUGUGUUCAUUCGCCACGGCGACAGGUACCCACUGUAUGCCAUUCCCAAAACCAAGCGACCAGAAAUUGACUGCACCCUAGUGGCUAGCAGGAAGCCAUAUCACCCUAAACUAGAAGCUUUCGUUAGUCACAUGUCGAAAGGACCAGGAGCCUCUUUUGAAAGCCCCUUAAAUUCCCUGCCUCUUUACCCUAACCAUCCUCUCUGUGAAAUGGGAGAGCUCACACAGACAGGAGUUGUGCAGCAUCUGCAGAACGGCCAGUUGCUGAGGGACAUCUAUCUGAGGAAACACAAACUUCUGCCGAACAACUGGUCCUCAGAGCAUCUUUACCUGGAGACCACUGGGAAGAGCCGCACCCUGCAGAGCGGGCUGGCCUUACUCUAUGGCUUCCUCCCAGAUUUUGACUGGAAGAAAAUUUAUUUCAAGCACCAGCCAAGUGCCCUAUUCUGUUCUGGAAGCUGCUACUGCCCACUGAGAAACCAGUAUCUAGAGAAGGAGCAGCGACGGCAGUACCUCCUACGCCUGAAGAACAACGACCUGGAGCGGACCUACGGGGAGAUGGCCAAGAUCGUGGACAUCCCCACCAAGCAGCUGCGGGCGGCCAACCCCAUUGACUCCAUGCUCUGCCACUUUUGCCACAACGUCAGCUUCCCCUGCAGCAGAGGUGGCUGCCUGGGCAUGGAGCACUUCAAGGUGAUCAAGACGCACCAGAUAGAAGAUGAGCGUGAGAGGCACGAAAAGCCCCUGUACUUUGGGUAUUCGCUCCUCGGGGCCCACCCCAUCCUGAACCAGACGGUCAACCGGAUGCAGCGAGCCGCCGCAGGCUGGACCCAUGAGCUGUUCACCCUCUAUUCUGCUCAUGAUGUCACUCUGUCACCAGUCCUCAGUGCCUUGGGGCUUUUGGAAGCCAGGUUCCCAAGGUUCGCCGCCAGGCUGAUCUUUGAGCUCUGGCAAGACCGUCAAAAGCCCAGUGAACAUUCCGUCCGGAUUCUUUAUAAUGGGGCCGAUGUCACCUUCCACACCUCUUUCUGCCAUGACUUCCACAAGCGUUCUCCCAAGCCCAUGUGUCCUCUUGAGAACUUGGUUCGCUUUGUCAAAAGGGAUAUGUUCGUCGCCCUGGAUGGCAGUAGUACUAAUUAUUAUGAUGCAUGUCAUGGGCAAGGGGCCUAAAGUAUUUAGCCCAGCUCUGUUCUCUUGCUGGUUCUGUCUGUUGCUAAAUCAUGGUUGGAGAUCUAAUGGAUGCAGGUUAUGUUGGGUGAUCAUGCCUGUGGUUUCGGACAAACAGGAAGCACAUAACAGUAUGUCCCUAUGUUGCGAAAUUACCAGUUCACAGAGGGAAGAGGGUCCAUUAUCAUAGCUGUGAGUGGUCUAGAAUGCUAGCAUCAGGUUCAGUACUCAAAGCUGCCAAUCCAAGCUGAUACAUGUUUUGGCCUGCCAUGGAACCAGCAAACCUCUGCCAAAAUCUUCUUGUUCUUGAACACUUACCUUAACCUUGUUGAGCGGAAAAUGUUCCCAAAGUUAUGAGUUCAAGUGGGGUGACAGCCUUUUUAUGAAGGAACUGGAAGGUUGGUAUCUUAGACUCUGUAGACCUAAGGUCACACGGGGGCAUUGUCACAUCUCAGCUGUGCUCUGGGGACAUGGCGACACAUAAAUGGGUGUGUGUGUGUGUGUGUGUGUGUGUGUGACUGUGUUUGUGUUCCACGGGUCAAACAGAAUAGGUGGCAGCCAGCUGUGACUCACGGACUGUGUUUGCUGACCCUUGAUCUAUAAAAAAACAAAACCAAACCCAGCCUGUUACAGUUGCACUUCCGGCACUUUGGGAAACAGCUGAAUGCCAAGUUGUUUAGCAGGUCCUUUGUUAGCUUCUGCCAGAAACACAGAAUUGGGUCACUAUCUGACAUGGUGACAAAGUCAAGGGGAAAUAAACGGGGUCAGAGGGCUCAUAGGAAAUGAUACAAUACUUGAUGCUCAUGGUGAUUGUGGCACAACAUAGCUUUAAGUGUGUUCCAGAUCUUGUCCGCGAUAGUCUGUUGGCUUCAUAUGCUGGAAUUUUUGUAUUCCAUUUAGUAUUUUUAUAGUCUAGGAGAAUAUUUUCUGAGACCGGUUUUAGAUGUGUUCUUAUCCCUGUAGGAAUAUUCGAUUUGCUGCACCUGCUUAGUGGUUGGGAGGAGGCCAAAAGCCGAAUUGGGGCGCUUUUUUUCCCCUUCCAAAAAAUAAAUCACUAAUGGCUCAUUCCCUUUGACAAGCUGGAAAACUGGGUCCAUUUUUGAACCAUUUUCGUCAGUUUCGAAUGCCGAAUUCCAAUUGAUUUUUAAAGAGGUUUCUAGAAAAAAACAACUUUGUUACUCGAUAGUUAAAUGAUCUUUCUAAAAUAUUUUCUAUGUCAGGCACAAUUACAGCUCACUCCUUGGUUUCUAGGACAAUGGUGCUAGUUUGUUUUGAGGACCUGGCCCGUGCACGUGGGGUUCUCCAGCAUCUGGCAUUCCAGCCCUUUCUCUUCCUUCUUGUCUGGUGUUGCAUUUGAACACGUUUUGUUUGUAGAAAUAAAGAUUUUGAAGAAUUCUUAGCCUAUACAACUCAUGUGUGUCUGAGUCGUUCAAGUUCUUUGCAAGGGAGAAACGGUGUUUUUAAAGUCUACUUUCACUGCUUUAUUUAGUGCUGAAAAUUCUGAGCUCGUAUUUCCCCCUCUAUCUCUUAUUAAAGCCUAUUCGGGUUUCUCUCACCCACUUGCAAAUUGUCAGAUUUAAAACUGUUAAACAUAGCCCGAAGGUUUAAAAAUAAAAGGGGGAAUUUUAAGAAUACCAAUUCAUGGUAUAUGUUGGUAAGAGUGUUUUGGGUAAGAGCCGACAGCAAAAUGUAUAGGUGAAGGUUUACCUUCUAAGACAUUGGCAACACAGAGCACAGAGUUCUGAACCCCUCAUUCCCCAGCAGAUUAAUUCUAAUACAAAAUAUACAAGAGCAUCCCAGACCUUGGAUUCUUGGAAGUGAUCUCAUAGCAUCACUCACGACAGACCUGGAACAGCCCAUGGAUAUGUUAGCUUCAUAUUUUUAUUGUAAUAUUAAUAGAUUCUGGAAAAUAAUCCUGAACAACAACCUCCAAAGUGAAGUUGCCCUAUCGGGAAGGAGUCGCAGCUUCAGCUUCAGCCUCAGUUUCUCCCACUGUGCUCUCUCCACAUACUUGAGACAGUUGGUGUGUGUAGGCUUUUCCACCACACCCGAGGGAUUGCAGGUGUGUGUAGGCUUUUCAACCACACCCGAGGGAUCGCAGGUGUGUGUAGGCUUUUCAACCACACACUGGGAGCAGCCGAUUCUGCAGCUGGAUGCAUUCCGGGUCUGUCCUGAGCUAUGCACCUAUGGUGUCAGACCUUUCAGUACCCAAAACUCAGUUGAGUAACUGUACUCCAGUUGCUAGGAUUUCCCUGUGCCUCUGACCAACUAGCCGUGAACUUAGGUCUACCCACCCAUCCCUUGGGCUUAAUUUGCUCAAGCCCUCACAGAGCUUCAGGGAAACACCAUUCUAUUACCAGGGAUAGCGUAGAGGAAAUGCAUGCGGUGUGGGGAGACCACAGAGCUCCCAAUACUGUCCUGCUGGGCCACGCUCCAUUAACUUCCUAGAUGCCCCUGCCCAGCUCUCCAAACCCUGUCCUUUGGGUUUUUAUGAUGAUUUAAUUGCAUAGACGUAAUUGAUUAUAUCUUUGGCUAUUGGUGAUCAAUAUGACUUUUGGCCCUUCCCAUCUCUGAAGAUUGGGGGAUGGGGCUGAAAGCUCCACCCCUGGUUAUGCCUUGGUCUUUCCACUGGACAGCCUUCAUCUUGGGACUUCCUGAGGUUACCUGAGGCAUGCAAAAGAAAUCAUUUUAAAAGGAUUUUAUAGGGAAAUGGACAAGCGUCAGAUGUCACAAUAUCACAUCCUCUGGAGACCCCACUGUAAGCCACUGGACAGUUAUCUCUCUGAAAUUCUCUACAGGAAUGCACAAAUAAUGAAUAAUUUAGAAACAAACUCUCUUGUCCCAGAACUUGCUUAUAAGGGUAUAGUUUUAGGGGGCGGGCAGAUUGUUCAGAGGUUAAGAGUACUUGCUGAUCUUCCACAAGACCUAGAUUCAAUUCCAAGCACCCACAUGGUGGGUCACAGUUCUGGUUCUGGGGAUUGAACUCCUGACCUCCGUGGGCAGCAGGCACACAAAUGGUGCGCAUACCUACUGGCAAAACACUAAAAUUGAUAAAUCUAAUAAAUUUUAAAGAAUAUAAAUGUUUUUAAUUGCUUCUUUUAGCAACAACUUGGAAGUUUUUCUUUAAUUUCUUCAACAGUGCUUGUCUUGGAGAUAUUUCUGUCUUGGGAUGUGUAGCUAGAGACAGACAGCUUUUUAUAGAAUACAGGUUAGACUAGUAUAUUUUAUAUAAAGAAUAUCAAAUUAAAUUUUAUAGAACAUAGAUACUCUCUUUAAGAAUACAUUUCAUUUUAUCUCUGUGAUGUGUGUGUGCACGUGUGCAUUGUGUGACUACAGAUUCAAGAGUGUCAUGACAUAGACGUUUUUAGCCUUUGAAAAAAUGUUCUUACUUGAGAAUUUCAUAUAACACAUUUUGAACCUAUGCAGCCUGUUCUCCACCUCCUUCCAGAUCCGUUCUCACCUCCCUACCCACCCAACUUCAACUUUGUAGGCUGUAUUAUGUGUGUGGUCCCCCUUCUCCCUAUCUCUGUCUCUCUGCCCCCUC
Molecule: messenger RNA, 5286 nt
Organism: Microtus ochrogaster (prairie vole)
Lineage: Eukaryota; Metazoa; Chordata; Mammalia; Rodentia; Cricetidae
Gene: Pxylp1
Product: 2-phosphoxylose phosphatase 1
Biological process (GO): chondroitin sulfate proteoglycan biosynthetic process; glycosaminoglycan biosynthetic process; dephosphorylation
Cellular component (GO): Golgi apparatus
Molecular function (GO): phosphatase activity
Source: RefSeq, a predicted model, not a curated record